Elephantulus edwardii (Cape elephant shrew) is the source of this 2161-nucleotide messenger RNA. It is a transcript of the gene PLS3, whose product is annotated as plastin 3. Gene Ontology annotation, biological process: actin filament network formation; actin filament bundle assembly. Gene Ontology annotation, molecular function: calcium ion binding; actin filament binding. Gene Ontology annotation, cellular component: actin filament; actin filament bundle; cytoplasm. NCBI's taxonomy places the organism in Eukaryota, Metazoa, Chordata, Mammalia, Macroscelidea, Macroscelididae. The record is from RefSeq and is a predicted model, not a curated record. Bases 5 to 2161 code for a protein of 718 amino acids. The transcript has 18 exons.
UUUAAUGGAUGAGAUGGCGACCACACAGAUUUCAAAAGAUGAGCUUGAUGAACUCAAAGAGGCCUUUGCAAAAGUUGAUCUCAACAGCAAUGGAUUCAUUUGCGACUAUGAACUUCAUGAGCUUUUCAAGGAAGCAAAUAUGCCAUUACCGGGAUAUAAAGUCAGAGAAAUUAUUCAAAAACUCAUGCUGGAUGGUGACAGGAAUAAAGAUGGGAAGAUAAGUUUUGACGAAUUUGUUUAUAUUUUCCAAGAGGUGAAAAGCAGUGAUAUUGCCAAGACCUUCCGUAAGGCCAUCAACAGGAAAGAAGGAAUCUGUGCUCUUGGGGGAACUUCAGAGCUGUCCAGUGAAGGAACACAGCAUUCUUACUCAGAGGAAGAAAAAUAUGCUUUUGUUAACUGGAUAAACAAGGCUUUGGAAAAUGAUCCUGAUUGCAGACAUGUUAUACCAAUGAACCCAAAUACCGAUGACCUGUUCAAAGCUGUUGGUGAUGGAAUUGUACUUUGUAAAAUGAUCAACCUUUCAGUUCCUGAUACAAUUGAUGAAAGAGCCAUCAAUAAGAAGAAACUGACUCCCUUUAUCAUCCAGGAGAACUUGAACUUGGCACUGAACUCAGCCUCUGCCAUUGGGUGUCACGUUGUAAACAUUGGUGCAGAGGAUCUGCGGGCUGGGAAGCCUCAUCUGGUUCUGGGACUACUUUGGCAGAUCAUUAAGAUCGGUUUGUUCGCUGACAUUGAAUUAAGCAGGAAUGAAGCCUUGGCUGCUUUACUUCGUGAUGGGGAGACUUUGGAGGAACUUAUGAAAUUGUCUCCAGAAGAGCUUCUGCUUCGAUGGGCGAACUUUCACUUGGAAAACUCAGGCUGGCAAAAGAUCAAUAACUUCAGUGCUGACAUCAAGGAUUCUAAAGCCUAUUUCCAUCUUCUCAAUCAAAUUGCACCAAAAGGACAAAAGGAAGGUGAACCACGCAUAGAUAUCAACAUGUCAGGUUUCAAUGAAACAGAUGAUUUGAAGAGAGCUGAGAGUAUGCUUCAACAAGCAGACAAAUUAGGUUGCAGACAGUUUGUUACCCCUGCUGAUGUUGUCAGUGGAAACCCCAAGCUGAAUUUAGCCUUUGUGGCUAACUUGUUUAAUAAAUAUCCGGCACUAACUAAACCUGAGAACCAGGAUAUCGACUGGACCCUACUGGAAGGGGAAACUCGUGAAGAAAGAACCUUCCGUAACUGGAUGAACUCGCUUGGUGUUAAUCCCCAUGUGAACCAUCUCUACGCUGACCUGCAAGAUGCUCUGGUAAUCUUACAGUUAUAUGAACGAAUUAAAGUUCCUGUUGACUGGAGUAAAGUUAAUAAGCCUCCAUACCCAAAACUUGGAGCCAACAUGAAAAAGCUUGAAAACUGCAACUAUGCUGUAGAGUUAGGGAAGCAUCCUGCCAAAUUCUCCUUGGUUGGAAUUGGAGGGCAAGACUUGAAUGAUGGAAACCAAACCCUGACAUUAGCCUUAGUCUGGCAGCUCAUGAGAAGGUAUACCCUCAACGUCCUAGAAGACCUGGGAGAGGGUCAGAAAGCGAAUGAUGACAUUAUUGUAAAUUGGGUGAACCGAACAUUGAAAGAAGCUGGAAAAUCAACUUCCAUUCAGAGUUUUAAGGACAAGACGAUCAGCUCCAGUUUGGCCGUUGUGGAUUUAAUUGAUGCCAUCCAGCCAGGCUGCAUUAACUAUGACCUCGUGAAGAGCGGCAGUCUAACGGAAGACGACAAGCAUAACAAUGCCAAGUAUGCCGUAUCGAUGGCUAGAAGGAUUGGAGCCAGAGUGUAUGCCCUCCCUGAAGAUCUUGUGGAAGUAAAGCCCAAGAUGGUCAUGACCGUGUACUACGUCCCUGUCAAAAACUAUAAAUUUGCAAAAAGAGACUUUGAUUCUGUCAGAGGGGUGGAGGGUGGGCGGCGGGGAGGGGGGCCGGGGGAGGGGGGGAUUGCUGGGUAUGCUCGGACUGACUCGCGAGACACUGAGAACAGCAAUGAGGAGCACACUGGGAACGCUCAGCGCAUCAAGGGCACGCUGGCACGUCGGGGGCACGUGGUUGCGUCGAGGGCACGCUGGCGCGUCGCGGGCACGCGGUUGCGUCGCGGUCACGUGGUUGCGUCCAGAGCACGCAUACGCAUUGACGGUUAG